AUGUCGUCGGAGCCGGCGUUCACCACUUCCGCCAUCGUCGCUAACACCGCGUCCGCCUCGCACAUGCUCAAGAUCGACGGCUACUCGCGCACCAAGGGCCUCGCCACCGGCGUCCACCUCAAGUCCUGCUCUUUCAUCGUCGGCGGCCACUCCUGGCACCUCGCCUACCUCCCCAACGGGGACUGCGCCGAACGCUCCGAGUACAUCUCCAUGUACCUCGUCCUCAACGGCGUCGCCCCCGGCACCGAAGGCGGCCCCGUGCUCGCGCAGUUCUCGAUCAGCCUGCUCGACCGCGCGGGCAAGCCGGCGCCGACCUACACCAGGACGGGCACGACGGCCCCGUACGUCGGCCCCGGCGCGCACUGGGGGUUCCCCGGCUUCAUCCGGAGGGAAGCGCUCGAGAAGUCGAGGCACCUCAACGUCAAGGACGACUCCUUCAGCGUCCGCUGCGACCUCACCGUCGUCACCGCGUUCCGCGCGGAGGACGCCGCGUCCAUCGCCGCCGAAGCUGCUUCCGCUCAGCCGUCCGUCCCGGUGCCGCCGCCGGACAUGUGGCGCCACUUGGAACAGCUCCUGCUCAGCGAGCUGGGCGCCGACGUCCGCUUCCGGGUCGACGGGGAGGACUUCGCCGCGCACCGGUGCAUGCUCGCAGCGCGCUCGCCGGUGUUCCAGGCCGAGCUGUUCGGUACGAUGAAGGAGGCCUCUUCCGAGGCACGGUGCGUGGUGGAGAUCCAUGACAUGAGGGCUGAUGUCUUCAAGAAUCUGCUCUACUUCAUCUACACCGACGCACUGCCCCUGCCAGAGCCUGAAGAGCCAAGACCCGACCCCGAAGAAGAAGCGCUGAUGGCUCAGCACCUGCUCGUGGCUGCAGACAGGUAUGGCAUGGAGAGGCUCAAGUUCAUCUGUGAGGACGCUCUGUGCAGGCACAUCGACGUGGGCACGGUGGCGUCCACAAUGGCGCUCGCUGAGCAGCACCACUGCCUGGGGCUGAAGGAGGCUUGCUUUCAGUUCCUCAAGUCUCCUGGGGCACUGAACACUGUCAUGGCAACUGAUGACUUCGACCAUCUCGCCACCAGCUGCCCUUCCCUCAUAAAGGAGUUGAUUUCUAAACUUGCCGCCCGUUGA
Molecule: messenger RNA, 1125 nt
Organism: Panicum hallii
Lineage: Eukaryota; Viridiplantae; Streptophyta; Magnoliopsida; Poales; Poaceae
Product: BTB/POZ and MATH domain-containing protein 2-like
Exons: 1
Coding region: 1-1125 (374 amino acids)
Biological process (GO): protein ubiquitination
Molecular function (GO): protein binding
Source: RefSeq, a predicted model, not a curated record